This is a messenger RNA of Plasmodium malariae, 1338 nucleotides long. RefSeq names its product chromatin assembly factor 1 protein WD40 domain, putative. The transcript has a single exon. Gene Ontology annotation, cellular component: nucleus. Lineage: Eukaryota; Apicomplexa; Aconoidasida; Haemosporida; Plasmodiidae. The coding region runs from base 1 to 1338 and encodes 445 amino acids. Gene Ontology annotation, biological process: regulation of gene expression. The record is from RefSeq and is a predicted model, not a curated record. Gene Ontology annotation, molecular function: histone binding.
AUGAGCACCCCGAAAGAAAGCAAGAAACGCAAGUCGAACGCACUGGACGAAGCAUGCCUGGAGUUGAGCGAAGAAAUAGAGAACGGGGAUGUGCACAAAGAGGAGGAGAAAGAACAAGAAGAUGUAGAAACGCAGUUUAGUAACUGGAAAACAAAUAGUGGUUUGUUAUACGAUUUUGUAUGUAGAAAGGAGUUGGAGUGGCCAUCAUUAUCUAUCGAUUUUGGUGAUUUCCAUAAUGAGAAUAUUGAAGAUAAUGUAUUAAAUCAGUUAGUUUGUGUUGGUACUCAUACAUCAAAUAAAGAACCAAAUUAUUUGUAUGUAUGUGAUGUACUAUUUCCAUUAGAACAAUUAGCACAAGAAAAGUGCAUAUAUAAAAUUAACGAAAAUUAUGAAGGUUUUGAUUUUUGCUGUGAGAAAAAAAAAUUUACUAUAAAAUCGAAAAUUGCACAUACAGGGGAAGUGAAUAGAAUAAAGUUUUUACCAUUAGAAAGAAAAAAUAUUGUUGUGACAAAAGCAAUUGAUGGAAAUCUUCACUUAUUUGAUAUAAAUAAACAUAAAAUCGAAACAAAUGAUGAUAAGAUGAAUCCUGAAGUAUCUUUUGUUGGUAAUAACUCGGAUGGUUUUGGACUAGAUUUUAAUGCUUAUAAAAAAUUUGCAUUAACUUGUAGUAAUGAUGGAAUGAUAACAGUAUAUGAUUAUAAUAAUUUAUCUUCUAAAACUGUUAAUCCAUUUUAUAAAGUACAAUACAAGUCCCCUAUAAAUGAUGUUUCUUCUCUUAAUGAUCCUAAUUUAAUUUUAGCUUGUGCAGAUAAUGGAUAUAUUUUAGUAUACGAUAUUAGAGUAAAAACAACAGAACCUGCUCAACAAGUGUUAGGUCAACAAGUACCUGUUAACUGUAUUGCUUUGAAUAGAUUUACAGGUCAUUUUGCUUCAGGUAGUGAAAAUGGAAAAAUUAAAAUAUGGGAUAUUAAAAGAUUUAAUGAACCACAGCAUAUUAUAAAUGCACACAAAGAAGCUGUUAUUAGAUUAAAUUUUUCACCUAAUGAUUCCUCUCUUCUUGCUUCGGCUAGUAAUAAUCGUUUUAUUAACAUAUACGACUUAAACAAAAUUGGGGAAGAACUUGAUGCUAUUGAUUUAUCCGAUGGACCUUCUGAACUCAUCUUCUCUCAUGGUGGACAUACACAACCGAUUACAGAUUUUAAUUGGAAUCAUCACAAGAAAUUAAAGAUGUUCAUAGGAUCCACUGGGGAGGAUAACACUCUCCAGUUUUGGCAGCUCAAGACCGAAUUACUGGACGAGGUCAACACGAUACCCACGUCGAACACGGAUGUGGAGUAG